Merops nubicus (carmine bee-eater) is the source of this 1182-nucleotide messenger RNA. Its product is annotated as actin-like protein 7B. The record is from RefSeq and is a predicted model, not a curated record. The transcript has a single exon. Bases 1 to 1182 code for a protein of 393 amino acids. Gene Ontology annotation, cellular component: cytoplasm; nucleus. Lineage: Eukaryota; Metazoa; Chordata; Aves; Coraciiformes; Meropidae.
AUGGCAGCAGCAGACACGACUGGUUUGAAGCUUACCAGGGACAGCCAUGUGUCCAUGACAAAGGGUAAUGUCAAGGCUGUGAGGGAAACUAAAGCAGUAGUCAUAGACAUUGGCACAGGUUACUUCAAGUGUGGCUUUGCAGGGGACCCAUGGCCUUCCUGUAUUGUUUCAUCUACAGCUCCUAAGCCCACAGGGAAGGCUGGGAGCAAUCAAAAAGAAACUUUUGUUGGAAAAGAGCCCCAGAAUAACAACGUACCCAUAACACUCAUCAACCCAGUAAGACAUGGCUUAGUGGUGGACUGGAACUGUGUCCAUGACAGUUUGGAGUGGAUUUUCCAGACGGACAUGAGGAUUCAGCCAGAGGACCAUGCUGUUCUGGUGUCAGUGCCUCCCCUGUGCUCCACUGCUUACAAGGAGAGAUAUGCUGAGAUGAUGUUUGAAGGAUUUCACAUGCCAGCCAUCCACAUCGCCUACCAGUCCCACUUAUCCAUGUACUCGUAUGGAAAAACAUCAGGUCUGGUGGUGGAAAGUGGCCAUGGUGCUUCACACGUGGUGCCCAUCUACGAAGGUUACAUCUUCCGUGGUAUCACUGGGAGAGCAGAUUACGGUGGCCUGGACAUCACACGCUAUCUCAUGAAGUUACUAAAUGAGUCUGGAAACGUGUUCACAGAACACCAGCUAAACAUCAUGCAAGCUCUCAAAGAGAAGUGUUGUUACACUUCCCUGGACCUCACGCAGGACUUGAGCUUGCCUGUUCAGGAACAGCAAAUGGAUUAUGAGCUGCCGGAUGGACGCCUUGUCACUGUAGGCAAGGAGAGAUUCCUUUCUGCUGAAGCACUCUUCAGACCAGCCUUACUUGGCUCCCAGCAGCCAGGGCUUUUGCAGAUGACACUCGCCUGUCUCAAGAAGUGUGAUGCUGAGGUCAGAAAAAAAAUGGCGAGGAAUAUCAUGCUGUGUGGGGGCAGCACUGUGAUGGAGGGCUUUGCUGACCGCUUCCAGAUGGAACUGGCCAGGAUGUGCCCCAGAGACAACCUCAUUGCAGCUGCCUCCCCCCAAAGAAAGUCUUCUGUCUGGAUUGGUGGGUCUAUCCUGGCCUCACUCCAUGCUUUCCAGGAUCUCUGGGUUUACAGGAGUGAAUAUGAGGAACAUGGCCCUGCCUGCCUUUUUAAGAAGUGCUUCUGA